Molecule: messenger RNA, 1869 nt
Organism: Gekko japonicus
Lineage: Eukaryota; Metazoa; Chordata; Lepidosauria; Squamata; Gekkonidae
Product: zinc finger protein 2-like
Exons: 4
Coding region: 1-1869 (622 amino acids)
Biological process (GO): regulation of transcription by RNA polymerase II
Cellular component (GO): nucleus
Molecular function (GO): RNA polymerase II transcription regulatory region sequence-specific DNA binding; DNA-binding transcription factor activity, RNA polymerase II-specific
Source: RefSeq, a predicted model, not a curated record
AUGCCAGGAAAAAACACGGCAGGCGAGGGGCAGCCUGGCCCCGGCUCCGGCUCCCCUGAACUCCAGCCCGCGUCUUCCCAGAGACCGACUGAGCCCGACGUCGAGCGGGGAGGCGCCGGCCCCGGCAUUCCAGCCCGGCGCUUCCCCAAUCGGAGCCCGCGGGGUGGGCCGGCCUCUGGCCGAGUGAAGGGGCCGCGGGCCAAUCGGGGUCCCGCAAACGCCCUGGGCGGGGCGUGCAGCCGGGAGCCCGGCCCCGCGCCGCUUGCAGCCCAGGUGGGGACCGGCGGCACCUUUGCCCGGCCAGAAUAUCCUGGCCCCAAACUGGAGAUCAUCAUCAAGGUGGAGGAGGAGGAGGGGCUGUGGGCCUCUGCACCGCCGGACUCUCUAGGGCAAGAGAGCCAGGUGGAGCCCCAACCCGGGCGCGUGACCUGGAGCAAGUCUGGGGAGCAGUGCCAAGAGGAAGGUUCCGGAAGCUUGCCCUUGCCCAGUGAGCGGGAGAGCCGGUCGGGGGAGAUGGCCCUCGCGGCCCCUGAGCAGCCCGCAGCCCAGGAGCAGCAGCCCAUGGCCAAGAGGAACUGGAAGGGACCCCCCUAUCCGUGCUCGGGGUGCGAGCAGACCUUCCAGGACAAGAAAGACCUCAAGAAGCACCAGAAGGCCGUCCACAUUGGGGAGAAGCCCCACGGAUGCACCCAGUGUGGGAAAACUUUCCAGUUCAGGAGUAACCUGAUAGUCCACCAGAGGCUCCACACUGGAGAGAAGCCCUAUUCCUGCCCGGAGUGCGGGAAGACCUUCCGGUGCAAGAACAAACUGACCAUCCACCAGAGAAUCCACACAGGGGAAAAGCCCUACCCCUGCCUGGUGUGUGGGAAGACGUUCAGGGGGAGGCACCCGCUGACUAUCCACGAGAGGAUCCACAGGGGAGAGAAGCCCUAUUCCUGCCCGGAGUGCGGGAAGUCCUUUCGGGACACCAAAGGCCUGAGGCUCCACCAGAGAAUCCACACAGGGGAGAAGCCCUACCCUUGCCUGGAGUGCGGGAAAAGCUUCCGGUACAGGAACAAAUUCAAAACCCACCAGAGAAUCCACACCGGAGAGAAGCCCUAUCUCUGCCUGGAGUGCGGGAAUUCCUUUCGCGACAAGAACCAGCUCAUAAUCCACGAGAGGCUCCACACCGGGGGGAAGCCCUUCCCCUGCAACGUCUGCGGUAAAGGGUUUAGAGAAAAGAGGACUCUGAAAUAUCACGAGAGGAUCCACAUGGGGGAGAAGCCCUUCACCUGCCAAGAGUGCGGGAAGGCCUUCAAGUUCAAGAACAAACUGACAGCCCACCAGAGAAUCCACACCGGAGACAAACCCUAUCACUGCCAAGACUGUGGGAAGUCCUUCCGGGACAAGCGGGACCUCCGAGUCCACCAGAGAAUCCACACGGGCGAGAAGCCCUUUUCCUGCAAAGAGUGUGACAACUCCUUCCGGUACCGGAACCAGCUGAUAGCCCACGAGAAAAUCCACGCAGCAGAGAAGGAUGGCACCGAGAUUCUGAGAAUUACAGUCCUGGAGAAUCAUGGCGAUCCGAUCCGUGGGGAACCCACCCAGAAGAGAAGCCUCAGCCCUGCGGAGGACCUUGAGGAGUCUGUAGAGAUGGUGACGAUGUCAGAGAAUCACAGAGAAGUUGUCGUCGGAGAAUCUAAGCCAGAGACAAACUUCCCACCUAAUGCGGGGAAAGUUUUAGAGGUGGAAGAGGUUCCAGAGAGUUACGGGGGACAAGUCUCCGAAGAACCGAAGCCAGAAACAAAGAGCAUCAUUGCUGUGACUGUGGGGGGGUCUACGUGGGAGGGAGCCCCGGUUUUUGUCAAGAGUGAGAAUACUUCAGACUAG